AUGCCCGUCGCAGCCCCCGGGCGAGUCGUAUUCGAGUACAGCGUCAGGCGGGAGUCUCAGUCCCCAAACAGCGUUGCUUCCGAGGCACUUCGGCCUGCGCCUCUCGAAUUUGAUGGCGAGGCAGAGGAGUCGGCGGAUGCCAAAAACACGGAGAGCCCGGGGAGGCCUCGCCGGCCUCGCUCCGGAGCGGGGACGCUGAAGGGCGUGCAGGCUGCUGUGCGCCUCUCCAUUAACAGACAAUCAGGCGGCUCUUCUGUCGCAGGGUGCAUCAGCGAAAAUACCGCGGCGUCGCUGGAGGCCGUGCAGGCCGCUGUGGUCCAGGCGACCGCCGUCGCCAAGCGCAUCGAAGCUGGCGAGCUGCAAGACGGUGGCCUGCUUGAGCCAAAGGGCACGGUGCUAGAGUCGCGCAAGCGCCGGCAGCGUUUGGCGACCCAGGUGGUUCUCUGGGUCGUGCCACUGCUUUGCAGCGUCUGGUUCGCCGCGGCAGUGUUCUUCCCGCCUGGCGCUCAGGAUAGAGUGCCUGCGCUGCUCUGGACGCCUGGAGCGACGGUCUGGAUAAACGGCACGGUGACCUGCUGUCCAAAGCCUUCUCUCUGUUCGGAAGGGUGGGCGCAGCUCUGGCUAUUGAUCAUUGCCCGGCUGAGCGCAUUUGCCAUGUACCCGAGUUUGGUGCUCGUCUUCUUCUCAAAGUGCCAUGCAACGCUGCGCUUCCUCUCCCGCACCUUCGUCGCCGAGCUGCUGCCGCUCGCGCUCUUCCACGGCACGCACACCUUUCACGGACUUGUCUUUGCAAGCCUCGCCCUCCUGCACACGGUCGUUCACAUCGUGCGGUGGGCGCUACGAGACGAGAUCAUCCCGUACCUCGGCCGCUGGGCAGGCAUGAGCGGGGCCAUCGGCACCACACUUAUGGUCGCCGUGACGGGCAGCAUGCUACUGCCGCGGCUGCAGCGAUGGCCAAGGGUCGGCCGGCUCGCGGCUCUGGGCAGGGCGCCCUUUGAGAUCCGAUUCAAUGUGCACUAUCUCUUCUUGCCCCUCAUCGUCGUCCUGUGCAUCCACGCCAGCCGCCUGAUGGUCGCCACUCUCGUCGCCGCGUGCGUCUGGGGGGGCGACUACUUGUACCAGGUGGUCUGCCGCACGUUCCGGCUGGACGUCGUCGAGUUCACGCGCCUCGAGGACGGCGGCGUGCAGGUGCUGUGGACCAAUCCGCGGGGCUUCGCGCCAAACAGCGGCGAGUACGUGAAGAUACAGAUCCCGUGGCUUCCGGAACCGUACGGCAGCCAGCACCCCUUCAGCCUCUACUUGCGCGAGGCCACUGCAAAGGGCCUCUCUGUCGCCAACGCAGCCGGCGGCGAGCUGCAGGAGAACCGGCGCGUCUUCUCGGCGGCGGAGGCAAAGGGAGGCUCCGACGUCGUGCCCAGCAAGACCGCCCUCCUGAUGAUCGAGUUCCAGAACGAGUUCACGAGCGAGGGGGGCAAGCUCCACCUCUCCGUCAAGGAUGUGAUGGAGAGCCAGGACAUGCUCGCCAAGUGCCAGCGCCUCUGCCGCACCGCGCGCACGUGCGGCGCAAAGGUCUUCCAUCUCCCAAUCACGUUUGAGAAGGCGGACGGCAGCGACAACCCCAACGCGAGGCUGGGCAUCCUCAAGGGGUGCCAGGACGGGCAGCUCUUCCGUGCCUUCACCUGGGCGGCGGACUUCCACCCGAUGAUGACGCCCUCGCCGGGCGACGUCGUGGUCAAGGGCAAGCGCGGCCUCGACUCCUUCCCGGGGACGGACCUCGAGGCGCGGCUGCGGGAGCACGGCAUCGAGACGGUGGUGAUCGGUGGCCUGCUCACCAAUUGCUGCGUCGAGUCGACCAUGCGCACCGCUUUCGAGAAGGGGUACAACACCGUGACUCUCACCGACGGCACGGCGUGCUUUUCGGCAGCGGAGCAGGACGCGGCGACCAACGGCACCUUCAAGGCUCGCGGCUCCUCGCGCGCACUAGACUGGAGAGGGCGUAGCGGACGGGCCGCCUGA
Molecule: messenger RNA, 2016 nt
Organism: Emiliania huxleyi CCMP1516
Lineage: Eukaryota; Haptophyta; Isochrysidales; Noelaerhabdaceae
Exons: 4
Coding region: 1-2016 (671 amino acids)
Source: RefSeq, a predicted model, not a curated record